Molecule: messenger RNA, 6011 nt
Organism: Dermochelys coriacea (leatherback sea turtle)
Lineage: Eukaryota; Metazoa; Chordata; Testudines; Dermochelyidae
Gene: ZNF865
Product: zinc finger protein 865
Exons: 6
Coding region: 1-4116 (1371 amino acids)
Biological process (GO): regulation of transcription by RNA polymerase II
Molecular function (GO): RNA polymerase II cis-regulatory region sequence-specific DNA binding; DNA-binding transcription factor activity
Source: RefSeq, a predicted model, not a curated record
AUGGGGCCCGAAUCUCGACUCCGGAGCCGGGCUGGGUUCCUGCUCUCGGCCGGGGGCUCUGCUGGGUCCCGGUGCCCCGGCCCGGGCCGGCUGUCGGGAGCGGGCCUGGCAGCGCGGUUCCUGCCGGCCGCAGAGCGCAGCGCGCCCGCCCCUUGCGCCCGGCUGCGGGAUGAGAACGAGAAGCAGCGAUGGCCGGGUAGGCGACCAGAGUGCCGACACAGCCGCCGGAUGAAGCCAGCCCAGCGGAGGGAGUGGGAUGGCGCACAGGGGGGCAGCCCGCCCUCGAAGAUGGCAGAGGGUGGCGAGGGCCAUCCGGGCAGCCACGCCUGGCAGGACCUGGAGGUGACGGGGAUCUGGCCAGCCAGCGCCCGCUAUGCCCAGCCCACGCCCAAGUGGGGUGAGGCUGCAGCCCAGGGCAGGCGGCCAGAGGGCCCGGGGGUGUCGUGGGCCCAGCCGGAGCCCCCCAAGGCAGGCCCAAGGGCAACAUGGGGUCCCAAGCUGCACUCGGCCCUGACGGGGUGGCCCCGGGGUGGGGACCCCCCACGAACCCCGCCCCCGAAACCACGGGGCCCCUACCGCAGCCGGCUGGCCGGCCCCGGCUGGCUCCUCCCACCGGAAGCGGCAGGAGUGGGCGUCUCACCGUCACCCCCCGAGGGCUCACUGGAGGACAACCUGCUGCUGAUCGACGCCCAGGGCGUGCCCUACACGGUGUCCAGGCAGGACUUGGAGGCGGGGCCGGCCCCAGCCCCCCGGCGGGCGCACUGCUGCCCCGUGUGCCGGCGGGCCUUCCUGUACCUCUCGGACCUGGAGCGGCACCGUAUCAGCCACUCGGAGCACAAGCCCCACCUGUGCCGGGCCUGUGGCAAGGCCUUCAAGCGGGCCUCCCACCUGCAGCGGCACCGGCACAUCCACACCGGCGAGCGCCCCUUCCGCUGCGCCGUCUGCCAGAAGGGCUUCCGGGAGUCGGGCGAGCUGCUGCGACACCAGCGGGUGCACACGGGCGAGAAGCCCUACCAGUGCCCGCUCUGCCGUCUGCGCUUCACCGAGCGCAACACCCUCCGGCGGCAUGCCAAGCGCAAACACGCCCGCGAGGCCUGCUACCAGGGCGCCGGGCUGGGUGCCUGGGCCGACGGGGGCGAGGGCCGGCCCCGGUGGGCAGGGGAGGGUGGCCAGGAGACGGCCCCCGCUAGGACCCGGCGGCGGCGGAAGUGGGGCGGCCCCAGUGAGGUGGGGCUGGGCCGGGGGGGCCGGUUCCGUCUCCGGUGGGGGCGGCGCUUCCGGCCGGGCCUGUCCGAGCUGGGAUCCAGCAGCGGCCCCCCCCCGGCCCGCAGCCCCCCGGCCCCCCCGGAGCCUCCCGCGCCCCCCGCCCGGAGCCGGUCCCGGGGCCCCCGAGAGCGUCCCUCCCCGGAGGAGAUGGAAGCGAAUGCGAGCGACGAGGGCGUCCAUUUCCAGAGCUACCCCUUCGACUUCCUGGAGUUCCUGAACCACCAGCGCUUCGAGCCCAUGGAGGCCUACAACCAGGAGCAUGCCAAGGCCGUGGCCUCGCUGCCCUGCCCCCAGCCCCCCUACGAGUACCCCCCGCCGCCCGCUGGCACCCCCCACUUCGACCGCCCCGCCCCUGCCAAGCCCAAGGACUUCAAAGCCGAAGGCCCCGCCCCCUCCGCCUCCGGCACCGCCCAGCCCAAGAAAGCCGAGCCCGGCACCGGCCCCCCGCAGCAGUACAGCGCCGCCGCCCCGCCGCUCUUCGAUGGGGCGGGGGCUUUCGGCGCCCCCCAGUGGGGCAUCGUGGACCUCUCGGGGCACCAGCACCUCUUCGGGAGCCUCAAGCGGGGGGUGGGCACGGCCCCGGCCCCGGCGGCCCCGGCUGACAGCCCGGCCGGCAAAGACGACAAAAACUAUUUCCGGCGGCUGAAGUACUUCAUCGACCGGCGCUUCCCCUGCGGCGUGUGCCAGAAAUCCUUCAAGCAGUCGUCCCAUCUGGUGCAGCACAUGCUGGUGCACACCGGCGAGCGGCCGUACGAGUGCUCCACCUGCGGCCGCACCUACAACCACAUCUCCAGCCUCAUCCGCCACCGGCGCUGCCACAAGGAGCCGCCCGAGGCCGGCCCAGCCACCGCCACCCCACCACCACCGCCGGCCCCCGCCGGGGGCACCCAGCCGGCCGGGGAAGGCAGCCCCGGCCCGGCCCACCCCGAUGGCCCCUUCACCUGUUCCCUGUGCUGGAAGGUCUUCAAGAAGCCAAGCCACCUGCACCAGCACCAGAUCAUCCACACCGGCGAGCGGCCCUUCAGCUGCUCUGUCUGCGAGAAGAGCUUCAACCGGCGCGAGAGCCUCAAGCGCCACGUCAAGACCCACUCGGCCCUGCUGCGGGUGCCCUGCGGCGUCUGUGGCAAGGAGUUCCGGGACGCCGCCUACCUGCUCAAACACCAGGCCUCCCACACUGGCCCACGCCCUGACUACAAGUGCGACGUGUGCGGCAAGGCCUACGCCGCGCCCCAGAGCCUAUUGCGCCAUCGCCAGCUCCACGAAGGGGCCGCCGCCCUCCCUAAGGACGCCCCGGCCACCGACUCGGCCCCGGCCGCCUACCAGGGGCCCUUCCUGCUCCCCAACGAGGCCCCCCACACCGAAGGGGAGGCCAAGGCGGCUUUCGGCAACGCGGCACUGCUGGGUCCCCACCCGCUGCUGCUGGGGGCCGGCAAGAGCUUCUGCUGCGGCAUCUGCGGGCGCGGCUUCGGCCGGCGGGAGACGCUGAAGCGGCACGAGCGGAUCCACACAGGUGAGAAGCCGCACCAGUGCUCGGUGUGCGGCAAGCGGUUCCGGGAGUCCUUCCACCUCACCAAGCACCACGUGGUGCACACCCGGGAGCGGCCCUACAAGUGUGAGCUGUGCGGCAAGGUCUUCGGCUACCCACAGAGCCUCACCCGCCACAAGCAGAUCCACCGGCUGCAGCUGCCCUGCGCCCUGGGGCCCGCCGGCGCCCUGCCCGCCGAGGGGCUGAGCUACGGCUGCUCCGACUGUGGCGAGCGCUUCCCCGACCUCUUCCACGUCAUGAGCCACAAGGAGGCCCACAUGGCCGACAAGCCGUACGCCUGCGACGUCUGUGGCAAGUGCUUUGGCUUCAUUGAGAACCUCAUGUGGCACAAGCUGGUGCACCAGACGGCGCCCGAGCGGCUGCUGCCGGAGGGGGCCUGCACCGAGGCUGCCCCGCCUCCGGGGCCCACCGGCUGCCUGGAGAACGGGCUCCCCGGGGAGGCGCCGGCCGGUGCCGCCGCCGGGCUGGCCUCCCUGGUGGCCCCGUCCGAGGAGCACCCCAUGAUCCCCAGCGGGGAGCGCUUCACCUGCGGCAUCUGCGGGCAGAGCUUCAAGCACUUCCUGGCGCUGGUGACCCACAAGUACGUGCACCUGGUGAGGCGCACGCUGGGCUGCGCCGUGUGCGGGCGCAGCUUUGCCGGCGCCUACGACCUGCUGCUGCACCGCCGCACCCACCUGCAGAAGCGCCACUUCAGCUGCUCCGUCUGCGGCAAGCGCUUCUGGGAGGCGGCCCUGCUGAUGCGCCACCAGCGCUGCCACACCGAGGAGCGGCCCUACCGCUGCGCCGUCUGUGGGCGCGGCUUCCUGCGCUCCUGGUACCUGCGCCAGCACAAGGUGGUGCACACGGGCGAGCGGGCCUACAAGUGCGCCCUGUGCAACAAGCGCUUCGCCCAGUCCUCCAGCCUGGCCGAGCACCAGCGCCUCCACGUGGUGGCCCGGCCCCAGCACUGCCAGACCUGCGGCAAGACCUUCCGCUACCGCUCCAACCUGCUGGAGCACCAGCGCGUGCACCUGGGGGAGAAGGUGUACCGCUGCGACCUCUGCGGCAAGAGCUUCUUCUACCUCUCGUCCAUCCUGCGGCACCAGCGGGCCCACAACGCCCGCCGCGACCUGCGCUGCUCCGCCUGCCUCAAGCUCUUCAAGGACCCCAAGUACUUCAGCAAGCACGUGCAGACCCACCAGGGCGGGCACCCCUUCAAGUGCAGCACCUGCGGUGAGGCCUUCGCCAACACCUAUGGCCUGAAGAAACACCGGCACCUCCACAAGCUGGAGCGCCUGGCUGCCCUGGGCCACAAGGACCCCUGAGGGAGAGAGACGGGGUGGCAGGCUGGGAGGGGAGAUUCCUUAGUGCCAUGUAUCCACCAGGGGUAGGAGGCAGGUGGGGGGCAGACCCUUUAGUGCCAUGUAUCCACUGGGGUAGGAGGUAGGUUGGGGGGCAGACCCCUAAGUGCCACAUAACCACCGGGGGAGGGCGGCAGGUUGGGGGGCAGAUCCCUUAGUGUCAUGUGUCCACCAGGGGGGCUGGCAGGUUAGGGGGCAUACCCCUUAGUGCCACGUAUCCCCUGGGAUUGGGGGCAGACCCCUUAGUGCCACAUAACCACCGGGGGAGGGCGGCAGGUUGGGGGGCAGAUCCCUUAGUGUCAUGUGGCCACCAGGUGGGCUGGCAGGUUAGGGGGUAGACCCAUUAGUGCCACGUAUCCACCAGGGGUAGGAGGCAGAUUGGGGGCAGACCCUUUAGUGCCAUGUGUCCACUGGGGUAGGAGGUAGGUUGGGGGGCAGACCCCUAAGUGCUACAUAACUGCCAGGGGAGGGUGGCAGGUUGGGGGGCAGAUCCCUUAGUGUCAUGUGUCCACCAGGGAGGCUGGCAGGUUAGGGGGCACGUAUCCACUGGGGUGGGGGGCAGGUUGGGGGCAGAUCCCUUAGUGCCGCGUAUCGACUGGGUAGGGGGCAGGUUGAGAGGAGACCCUCUGUGGUGGCCCCCCGUUUCCAUGGAGGAUACUAGGACUUGGCAGCCCCCUUGGGUGACUGCGCCCACCCCGCUGGAGGACAUCUCGGCCCCUCCCGAUUUAAGGGAGCUUCCUCCACCCCCACGAACCCAGCCACGGCGCCCCCGCUGAUGGGCCAUGGACUCCCCACCGGGCAGAACAUGCUGGACCUGGUGCUGCCAAGGGGGCGAGACCCCCAAUGCUUUCCUAGACGCGGCCCCAUCCAGCUACCCCCCCUGGACUGACGGGGGGAGAUUGAUGGGUCUCGCCAGCUGACUGUGCCCAGUGGUGCAGGCUGGGAUUCUGGCGGACUGAGGUGGGCACGGUGCCCAACAAACGGACCCCCUGGCCAGCAUCUGGACAGCAGCACCCAGGCAGGGCUUGACACAGAUGGGAGCAAAGGCCGGGGGUACCCCGGACUUCUCCCUCCCCACGCAGCCGCCUGGAGCUGGGGCUGGCCAGGACCUGAAAUCCCGCUAGAGGGGCCUAGGUCUGCUCUCCCUAUUGCUGUCUGAAGGAGGCGCUCUCUGCAGGACCCGUCGCUCACGCUGUGGGGACUCCGGCCACCCACGUGCUGCUCCCCGGGGCUGGAGACUAAUGCUGUGGGGCUGCUUUCCUGCCGACUGGUGACUCCCCCAACUCCCCGUUAACAGGGUGGACGCAGGCCAGGCCCAAGAUGGACGAGGAGCUGUGCCACGAUUCGCUGGCAAAGCCCCCAGGCGGCUCUGCAGUGCCCAGCACAGCUGGAUGGGCCCUUGGGUGUCCUGGCUCCCGUGUGGAGGUGGUAAUCAGGGUGGUGGUGGGGGAGCUGGCUGUGCAGUGGUGCUGCCUUCCCCCGAGUGGGGCCAGCCCUGGGGUUCAGACCGCCGGGGGGGUGGGGUGUCUGCCACAGCGAACUCUCCAAGGGUCAGACAGGUCCUAGUGGCUGGAUCUGGGGGUUAACCCAGCUGGUCGUAAGUGCAUGGCCCAGGGCGGGUCUGUUCUAACCUGAACUAGCCAAGUGGAGCAGCCCCAUGCAGGCAGGAAGCUCAGAGCCACGGCCAGAUGCCAGGAGCUGCAACAAAUAUCCCCAGUUCUGGCUAGCUACCUACCCACCCUUCCUCCCUCCCUCCACCCCCAUCCGUCCCUCUUUCCCUUGCUCCAUCCAUCCAUCCCUCCAUCCCCAUCCAUCCAUCUGUCCCUCACUCCAUCAACCUCCCUCCCCAUCCCCAUCCA